Messenger RNA from Suillus subalutaceus, 1692 nucleotides. RefSeq lists its product as uncharacterized. The transcript has 9 exons. NCBI's taxonomy places the organism in Eukaryota, Fungi, Basidiomycota, Agaricomycetes, Boletales, Suillaceae. Gene Ontology annotation, cellular component: membrane. The record is from RefSeq and is a predicted model, not a curated record. Gene Ontology annotation, biological process: potassium ion transmembrane transport. Gene Ontology annotation, molecular function: voltage-gated potassium channel activity. Bases 83 to 1279 code for a protein of 398 amino acids.
CACAAUAUAGGAUGUUGGGCGUGAGAGAAAGUUUUCCUCACUUGUCAUUGAGGCGCCCAUUCUCGAGCAGCUUGGUUGGUAAAUGUCUCAACCAAUUCCUCUCUCUCGUUUAAGGUCACCAGCCACAUCAAGAUUUCUGACCGAGGAACAGACUCCGAGAGAUGUCGAAGACGUGUUCCCAACUACACCAUCGUUCGACCAGCCUCCAGACCCCAUAACUUCACCGUGGAAACGUGCCCUCUUCGACUUGCUCGAAUCUCCAACAUCAUCUUUGUCGGCCUUUCUCGUCCACUUUGCAUCAACUUCUCUCAUCGUAUUUUCUGCUAUCGUUACAAUUUUGGAGACUGUGCCAAGUUUUCACUCUAUCUCCCCUCGAGUAUGGUUUGGUCUAGAAACAAGUAUGGUGCUUCUUUUUACCGUAGAGUACUCCGCACGGUGUGUCGCAUGGAGCUCCACUUGGAUCUCAUUGGUUAAAUGGAUGUUCUCCUUCUAUGGGGUCAUUGACAUGCUGGCUAUAUUGCCCUAUUACAUUGAGAUAGUGCUGCAGCAAGAUACCUCUGUCCUGUUCCGCUUCUCCAUUCUGCGUAUGUUUCGACUAUUGCGGGUCUUCAGGCCGUUCCGAUACAAUAGCACCAUACUUCUAACCAUCGAGGUCAUGUAUCUGGCUGUUCGUAGAUCACAUCACGCAUUGCUUGCACUUAGUUUUUUUAUUGCAAUGGUGUUGACCGUGUUCAGCACGCUAUUAUAUUUCUCAGAGCGUGGUACUUGGGACGAUAAUUUGGAAACGUUCAUUAAUUCAGAUGGUGACGCAACUCAGUUCCAAUCUAUACCCGCAGCCGCUUGGUUCGUGCUAGUCACAAUUACUACAGUGGGUUAUGGAGAGAUUACACCUCGCUCUAUUCUCGGGCGCUUGAUCACAGUUCCUCUUCUUGCUUUUGGCUUGCUUCUUAUCGCCCUCCCAAGCUUCGUUCUCGGUAGAGAAUUUAGCCUAGUCUGGGAGCAGAUGGCCGAUGAUGGGGGAAUCACACGAGAACAUAACUCUACUAUGGCUGCCUUUGGUCACCAUCGACUAGAAUCUCAACCUCCAGAGCCACUAAAGGACCUUUCCAAUCGGAAGCUCGCUCAUAAUCAAGCGGAGCUGAGUCAGCAGAUAUCAGAACUACGAGUGACGGUGGAGAUGCAGGGCGAAAUGAUUCGGGAGUUGCUUGGAUAUCUUCGCGUAGACGGAACAGCGAAAGGAAAGUGCAGGGAAAAUGUUGUUGGAGAUGCUAUGAGCUAACACAUGUAGAAUUUGUUAACUUGGCUGUUUUCACUCAGCUUGACCCAGCGUCUACUACCGUCGGGUUACCGGGACUCGUGAGAGGUGUUCUAGUGCUAUUAUUGACCACGCCAGUACUUCACGUGCAUGUUCUUCUUGCAGAUAUUAAUGUCGUCUGCCUAAUGUGUAAGUUUGUAUGCGUAUCGAUACCAUCUCUAGAGCCUUGGACUAUGGACUACUUACCCUUGUCCAAUCCUCAAAUGCCCCGGCUGUAAGCGAAACUUCGGCCAACGAUACUUUAAAAGUAGCUGCAGCACUUGCACCACGUCCUAACGCCAUAUGAUACAGUCGCUUAUCCUAUAUGACACCCUCUCCAAUCUAUCAGGCAAUUUCUGGUCACCCAACACGGCGAAGCCGAGGACAGCGGUAAUUUU